AUGAGGCUCAUUGGCAAAAGAAGUUCUGAUGCAAGAACAUAUAAUUUACCAACAGUUUCUGAAGUUGCAGCUCUAAUAGUUGGUGAUUUAGAUCCAAUGUUAGGUCAAAGAGAUAUUUUGGUUGAGUCUAAAUGUGGAGAAUUGAAGCGUAUAAGUGAGCUAAAUCCACCUUAUCUACCCUUACAAUAUCCGAUUUUGUUCCCAUACGGUGAGGAUGGUUAUCGUGAAGAUAUACAAUUCACGGUAACAACUUCAAGCUCUACCAUGGGAAGGCAACGAAUAUCACAAAGAGAGUUUUUCGCUUUCCGUAUACAUGAAAGGAUAGAGGAGGUCAACACACUCCUGUUUUCCAAGAGACUACAACAACAGUUUUUGGUAGAUGCGUACACAAUGGUGGAAUCCAGUAGACUAACUUACAUCUGA
Messenger RNA from Ipomoea nil (Japanese morning glory), 423 nucleotides. RefSeq lists its product as uncharacterized. The record is from RefSeq and is a predicted model, not a curated record. Lineage: Eukaryota; Viridiplantae; Streptophyta; Magnoliopsida; Solanales; Convolvulaceae. Bases 1 to 423 code for a protein of 140 amino acids. The transcript has a single exon.